AUAAGCCAGCAGUGAGCAUGCGCGAAGUGAAAGUGUUAGGACUCCUUAUGUCACACUGUUUGCCGGACGGGCCGAGCUGUGUGGCUUUACUCAAAAAAGGCGAAGCGGCAGAGAGGAACGGCCGCUCACGGUGAAAAAAUCCGCGCACCCUCUAUUUUGUCGCAUGUUUGGUGACGUCCAAUAAUCGACUGGCUUUGAAGUCUCCGGGCCGAGGCCUAGAGACUUUUUGUAACCCACGCUCUUAAAAUUUCGUUUCGAUGCCGAGAUUUUGGUGCCCGUUUUGACCGGGUGUGAACCGAUGAAGCGCUUUACUCUGUGACUGAGGCAGAAACGGUCGGAAACGUUAGCCAGCUAAUUUUAGCUACUGCUAACUGCCAGCGAGGAAGUGAGGAACGAAAAAAUGACAUCUCGGAGGUGGUUUCACCCCAACAUCACAGGUGUGGAGGCCGAAAACCUCCUGCUGACUCGAGGAGUGGAUGGCAGCUUUUUAGCCAGACCCAGUAAGAGUAAUCCAGGAGACUUCACCCUCUCAGUACGGCGAAAUGGAGCCGUCACCCACAUUAAGAUCCAGAACACGGGCGACUACUACGACCUUUACGGCGGGGAGAAGUUUGCCACGCUGGCCGAGCUGGUGCAGUAUUACAUGGAGCAUCACGGGCAGCUGAAGGAGAAAAACGGAGACGUUAUUGAGCUCAAGUAUCCACUCAACUGUGCAGACCCCACCUCAGAGAGGUGGUUCCAUGGACACCUGUCGGGCAGGGAGGCUGAGAAGCUGCUGACGGAGAAAGGCAAGAACGGCAGCUUCCUGGUGAGGGAGAGCCAGAGCCAUCCGGGGGAUUUCGUCCUGUCUGUCCGCACGGGAGACGACAAGACGGACAGCAGCGACAGCAAACCCAAAGUCACUCACGUCAUGAUCCGCUGCCAGCAUGACCUGAAGUUCGACGUGGGUGGAGGCGAGAAGUUUGACUCCCUCACCGACUUGGUGGAGCACUACAAAAAGAACCCCAUGGUGGAGACUCUGGGCACCGUGCUGCAGCUCAAACAGCCCCUCAACACUACUCGUAUUAACGCCGCAGAGAUCGAAAGUCGGGUUCGAGAGCUGAGCAAACUAGCGGAGGCCACAGAUAAGGUCAAACAGGGCUUCUGGGAAGAGUUUGAGACGUUGCAGCAGCAGGAGUGCAAGCUGCUCUACAGCCGCAAAGAGGGCCAGAGGGCAGAGAACAAAAACAAGAACAGAUACAAGAACAUUCUGCCUUUCGACCACACUCGCGUGGUGCUGAACGACAGGGACCCAAAUGAGCCAGGCUCCGACUACAUCAACGCCAAUAUCAUCAUGCCCGAGCUGGACUCGAAGAGUAACAGCGCCAAGCUGAAGAAGAGCUACAUCGCCACUCAGGGCUGUCUGCAGAACACCAUCAGUGACUUCUGGAGGAUGGUGUUCCAGGAGAACUCUCGAGUCAUCGUGAUGACCACCAAAGAGGUGGAGAGAGGGAAGAGUAAGUGUGUGAAGUACUGGCCAGACAUGUCGGCUCUGAAGGAAUACGGCGCGAUGCGAGUCCGCAACGUCAGAGAGACGUCUGCACACGACUACAUCUUAAGAGAGCUCAAACUGUCUAAAGUUGGACAGGGUAACACAGAACGUACGGUGUGGCAGUACCACUUCAGGGCCUGGCCGGAUCACGGCGUCCCCACUGACCCCGGCGGUGUGCUCGACUUCUUAGAGGAGGUCAAGCUGAAGCAGGAGAGCAUAGGGGACGCUGGCCCUAUCGCGGUACACUGCAGUGCAGGGAUCGGCCGGACGGGAACGUUUAUAGUGAUUGACAUCCUGAUAGAUGUGAUCAGAGAAAAAGGGGUGGACUGCGACAUCGACGUGCCAAAGACCAUCCAGAUGGUUCGAUCUCAGCGCUCUGGGAUGGUGCAGACGGAGGCGCAGUACAGAUUCAUCUACAUGGCUGUGCAGCACUACAUAGAAACGCUGCAGAGACGCAUCGAGGAGGAGCAGAAAAGUAAGAUUAAAGGGCGCGAGUACACCAACAUUAAGUACUCUUUGUCUGACCUGACGGGAGGAGACCAGAGCCCUUUGCCUCCUUGCACUCCGGUCCCCACCCCCACCUGCACAGAGAUGAGGGACGACAGCUCCAGAGUGUAUGAGAACGUGGGUCUGAUGCAGCAGCAGAAGAGCUACAGAUGAGAUUCACCUUUGACCCCAGUGCUCCAUCAGUUCCAGGAUCUCGAUACCUGACACUUCUUUCGCCAGCCACACCUUGACGCCUGAGACUUGACCACAUCAACAUGGAACAAUGGAAACACACACACACACGCACGCACGCACACACACACACACAAAACAAAAAGCAUGAGAGAGACCAGACACCAGAUGUUCUCGCUCAUCUUUAGACCAACAUUCGCCCUCGAGUUGAAUUCUAAACCACUGUGAUCAUCAGAAGAGCCUUUGCGAAGCCUAACGUACUAAACCACAGCUUGGGUUUAGUCUUUGUAAAUUUUCGCCACAACAAGGGCUUCAAACAGCGAGCGAGCGAGCGAGCGCUCUGCUCAGACGGGAAGACCGAGCGAAGACCUUUGCUCAUCUCUCUUUGUUUUUCGAUGUGUUUUUUUUUUCUUUUUCGUUUGUUUGUUUUUUUUAAAUUAACUAAAGCAGGAUUAUGUAGAUCGUUUGUAGACAGACGUGAGGAGUUUUCUGAAGGCCUGUGCCAAAAGAUUUUUACCCACAAUUCUCAGCCAAUUAAAAGUCUCUAAUCGGCCCGUUGGGCCUGUAAAGCAGAGGGAGACGAGACCUUAUUUGUGGACAAAAGUGGGGCAGAAAUUUUCCGUCUAGUUUUCAAUGUCUUCGUAGAGACUAAUGUGUCUGAAUGAAGAACUGUCAGCCUGUAAUAACACCACAUUUACUGUUGAUUUGUAAUCCACUAAACAUGAAUUCCUUUUUUCUUUCUUUUGGGCCUCGAAGAGAAACUUCGGUCGAGGCCGCUGGGAGUGUGAAUUAACUUUCCUGUUGGGUUUAACUGCUUCUGUUGGGACGCACGGCGUCUGUCGGUUAACCAUUCCUGAGCUCAAGCCGAAAGCCCUUAUCGCUGCACUUUGACUCUGCAGCGCGACAGCCACAGUCAAGCCUUCGUUCGCCUGGUGGAUUUAGAACUGAUCUGAUCCGGGGGGGUUUAGAGAGGGGAGUUUCUGUGGAGGAGGAGGAGGAGAAGCACAUGUUUGAUUUUCACUCCUCCUCCUCCUCCUCCUCCUCCUCCUUCAUGCCUGCACUCCUGUGUCAGAGUCAGUGUGACGACAUUACAGUUUCAGGGGAGUCUGUUGUGUAUCUCAGCUGCAGGCGUCGCCUCAGACGCACGGCUGCCAAAAAACUUUGUUUUUUAAGUUGUUUUUUUUAAAGUGCAUAUUACUUUUUUCAUUCUUUCUCUCUCUUUUUUUAAGACAAAUGCCUUUUGUGUACCAUUGCCUAUUUUGAGCACCACAUGUACUUAAUUUUAAGAGUCACUGUUUUAAGAAGCAAUCACACGUCACGCAGCCUUGGCACUAUCGAUAGCCACUGUUGGUGGUUGUAGAGUGUUGGUCCUGUGAUAGUCAGCUGGAUUCAGUAGUUUACACAUUCACAUGCACGCACACACACGCACACGCCAGUAUACAGGCUUCUAUAGGAGAAUAUUUUCUUUGUGUUUCUGUUAAUCAAAGUAAACCAUUUAAAGGAACGGUUCAACAUUUUGGGACAUUCAUACAUUAACUUUCAUGCAAAAGGUUAGACGAGAAGAUCGAUACCACGCUCGUAUCUGUACGGUAAACAUAAAGCCAGCAGCUGAUUAGCUUAGCUUAGCAUGAAGACUGGAAAGGAAGAAGCAGCGAGCCUGGCCUGUCUCCAGGAAGUCACUGCUCCCAGCCAAGAAAUGGUUCCAGCGACUUCUGGACGCCAACCGUGACUUCAUGUUUCUACAUUUGGAACAAAAGAUGAUUCCACUGGCAUGUCUCUGUGCCAGAUAUGAAGCUAAAUGCCAGCUGCUGAUUAGCUUAGCUUGAAGACUUGAAACGGGUAGGAACUGCUAGCUUGGCUCUGUGCAAACUAGCAAAAUCUGCCUGCUGACAAAGUUGUGCUCAGACAAAGCUAGCUCUUUCCCUUUGCUUCCAGUGUUUAUGCUAAGCUAAGAUGAUCACCUCUUAGCCCUAGCUUCAUAUUUGUUGGACAGACAUGAGAGUAAAACUCUGCAGGAAAGCAAAAAAAAAAGAUCUCCCUGAAUGUCUGACGGCUCCUUCACCGUCAUCUUCACAAUCAGCUGCAGUACUUGGGGAAGUGCAGCGUUUCGCGUCAGUGUACGACACCCGUUUCAAGCACGUGGCCUAAAGUGUUCUCCUUCGUCACGCCUUCUUGCUUGCCAUCACUGCGCCUUGAGAAACUGCAGCCUCACAAUCUGGAGAAAAGGCGGAAACGCAGGACGGUUCUCGACAUCCACUGAUUGAAGCAGCUUCUUUCUGUAAUGUUAGAAAUCAUGAAGUCGGUGUUUUCUUUUUUGUUUUGUUUUGUUUGUUUGUUUGUUUGUUUUUCGGGGGGGCUGCUUCCUGCCACCGGUGGACUCUGCUAACACCUGACUGCUGCUUCACAGCAAGUGUUCUUCUCCUCCCGAGCGAACUCUCGAGUCGUGAGAUCUCCUGUACUGUGGUGUACUGUAUGCAGUUUUACCAGAUGAGUUUGUACUUUGUGUAGUUGUGUUUUGUCCCCUGUGUGUGUGUGUGUGUGUGUGUGUUGAGAGUGCGGCUGCAUUAGGUUGCUUGGAUCAUUUCUUUUUUUUUGUUUGUUUUUUUGUUUUCUUUCCAGAUGAUAAAACUGCUUUUCAUUUAUCAUGUAAGCAAUUUAGAUGCAUAGAUGUGCCUUCUAUGCAUAUGCCUCUGUGUAUGUGACAGCUGUUCAAAACAAAACAAAACAAAACAAAACAAAACAGUGCUCUUUAGUUCCACCGCCAUUCAAGAACCUGUAACACGUGUAAAUGUGAAUUACUUCAUCUUGAACAAAAAAAAAAAACAAAACAAAAGAAAGGAAAAACGGUGAUCGCAAUGCAAACAAACUAUAUUUUUUAACAUGUAUAUUGUACAUGAGUACCCGGUAGAGGAGAAUGUACUUACUAAAACAUAUCUACUUGCCAAUAAGAUAUACUGUAUGUAUAUUCCUCCAGCUUUCUCCCUGUGACACAGCAGGGAGGGACCUCUCACAAAGCUUAAGAGGUUUAUCGUAUGUCUUUGAAAUGCAGUUAACCAUGUUAACUUCCUCAGUAACAAUAAAUGGCAGACUCAUGCCACAUUCAGA
This is a messenger RNA of Scatophagus argus, 5314 nucleotides long. RefSeq names its product protein tyrosine phosphatase non-receptor type 11a (gene ptpn11a). The record is from RefSeq and is a predicted model, not a curated record. Bases 401 to 2191 code for a protein of 596 amino acids. Gene Ontology annotation, biological process: protein dephosphorylation. Lineage: Eukaryota; Metazoa; Chordata; Actinopteri; Scatophagidae. The transcript is spliced from 16 exons. Gene Ontology annotation, molecular function: protein tyrosine phosphatase activity.